AUGAUUGAUCUAGUGGUAAUAUCAAAAAACCAAACCGAGCUGCAAAACAUGAUGGACAGAAUCGUCGAAAUGGGUAGAAGAUAUGGGACGGAAAUCAGCAUCAGCAAAUUGGAAGUGAUGAGAGUAUCAAAACGAGAUGAUACUCUGAAGAUAACAAAUACCACAAAUAUACUCGUGAAGCCUGAACUAGCUUUCAAAUCGGAAACUAAUUCUAUGACCUUAACUAGACAGUUAUUUGCAGUUUCAAUUAGUGCUAUAUGUUAUCUGCGAAAGAUUUAUUCAAAGGAAUAUUUUCGCCCUCGUAAAAUUGGAAUCUUGUCGAUGCAUAUGUUGCAAAAUGUCAAAUCAGACCCCAAAAUAACGAGAUUUCUUAAGUGGGUUAAAGGAUGCUUUGAUGCAAUGAAAAAAGGAUAUUUGCGAGAUAUCAUUGUGGCUGUACAACCGCCCGGACAAGAAGACAUUGGAAAAGCGUUGGAAAGUUAUACGUUUAGAAUAAAAUAUAGUGACGCUUGCAAUUUUGAAAGUAAUACAACGUUCGCCAAUAGCCGGCUCAUAAAGAUCGACUCAUCCAAGAUAUCUCCAAAAACACUUGAAAGCAGUAUCUUUGAUUGUUUAUACAAUUGCUUAGAAAUUGUAAAAAAUAUGCCAGAAUUACCGAAGGGUUGCUCAUUAGCCAUGAUGUUAACAUACUAUGAUGGAACUCCUGCUGAGUAUCAACCGCCUGGUUUUAAGGCUUGUUCAUAUCAAGCAUUUGAGUAUCCACCAGAUCUUUAUAAUAUAGAAGUUGGUAAAUGCUUCACGCCAUACCACUCUAUUAGUAUGGGAGCGAUUGCUAAGUUUGUAGAUGUAGAUAUUCAUACCUCGGAUGCUGGUAAACAAACAAAUGAAAAUUGUGAAGUUGUGGAAAACUCCCAAACGGAAAAUAUAUGCAACACGUCGGAGGCCGCUAAUAUGAUAGUCAUUGGUGGAUCUAACAGUCCAGAAGUUAUGAUGCAGUUAAAUACAAUGACUGAAGAUAUGGGUAUUUAUCAUGAUACUUCUCUUGAUGCUGUG
Molecule: messenger RNA, 1053 nt
Organism: Ctenocephalides felis (cat flea)
Lineage: Eukaryota; Metazoa; Arthropoda; Insecta; Siphonaptera; Pulicidae
Product: HORMA domain-containing protein 2-like
Exons: 7
Source: RefSeq, a predicted model, not a curated record